AUGACUUCAACAUUUAAAAGAUUAAUCCCUUCUUUAAAUAGAAUUCUUGUUAAAAGAUUCGAAGCAGAAACAAAGACCAAAACUGGAAUUAUUCUUUAAGACCCUGCAGAUAAAACAGCUUAUGGAUAAGUAGUAUAAGUAGGUCCAGGAACUUAUAAUAAUAAUGGAUAACUUUAACCUGUUGCAGUAAAAGUUGGAGAUUUCGUUGUUUUACCUGAAUAUGGUGGAUCUAAAAUAGCAUUAAAGGAAGGCGAGUUUUUCGUUUAUAGAGAUACUGAUGUUGUUGGUAUUCUCUAAAAAGAUUGA
This is a messenger RNA of Ichthyophthirius multifiliis, 306 nucleotides long. RefSeq lists its product as hypothetical. The transcript is spliced from 2 exons. The record is from RefSeq and is a predicted model, not a curated record. Gene Ontology annotation, cellular component: mitochondrial matrix. Gene Ontology annotation, molecular function: ATP binding; metal ion binding; protein-folding chaperone binding. Lineage: Eukaryota; Ciliophora; Oligohymenophorea; Hymenostomatida.